AUGGCAGUAGCUAGUGCUGAUGAGCUUACAUCACCUUUUCUGACAAGGAUGCUUGGAAAAAUGCAAGUUUUGGGCACAAAUCUUAAAUGCACGAAGCAACCAAAUGGGAAAUUCCUCUACGAAUAUUCAAUUGAAGUGCACCCUGAAGAGGAGGAUGAAGAUCUGGCAAGUAUCCUACGUCCCAACGUUGCUAGUACAGCAGCAAAGUCUACUAGUGGCUCAACGUAUGGCACUUCAUCCUACGAAACAAGAACCGGUGACCAGACGAAUUCCAUAAAUCGAAGCUAUCAUUCGGAGGUGAACUGCGUCUAUAUGGUCACCGUCCGUUUCGUGCUCUUUCAUCGUAAUAUCAAUGGGAAGGCACAAUCGACAACAAUAGCUGAGUUCUUGUCGCAUGUGACUGUUCGUAGUGUAAUCGAAUAUUUUCGCACUGAGACGUCUUGUGAUCACCAUGGAGUGUUCGUUCCUCGACUCGCGUAUGCAAUCGGACAUGGUUAUGAUAAAACAUAUCCUCUUACCAACGAUGACCUGGACAAAUCAUUGGCAGACCUGAUGGUAGAUAGAAAUGAAGCGAACACACUUUCGAUUAUUGCUGACAUUUGUUAG
This is a messenger RNA of Necator americanus (New World hookworm), 606 nucleotides long. RefSeq lists its product as uncharacterized. Bases 1 to 606 code for a protein of 201 amino acids. The record is from RefSeq and is a predicted model, not a curated record. NCBI's taxonomy places the organism in Eukaryota, Metazoa, Nematoda, Chromadorea, Rhabditida, Ancylostomatidae. The transcript is spliced from 7 exons.